AUGAACACCCAAUGGCUACGCGAUAGCUUUUUCGGCCAGUGCAUCCGUCACAUUUGCAAGCCUGCAUGGUCCGAAUACCCCGAGGAAGAGCCGGGAUGGAUAGAAGCAGCCGAUUUUGACAACAAUCCAAGCCAAAAUGAGAAGAUAAUCCGUGUAGAAUGGUACUCGGAUACAGAUGAAGAAAAUCCUCGCAACUGGACCCAGGCCAAAAAAGCAUUUGUGACGGGGGUGAUCGGUGCUUACAGUUUUGUUGUCUACAUGUCUGCCCCGAUUUAUACCCCGGGUGAGAAUUCGUUUAUUGAAGAGUUCCAUGUGAGCAAUGCGGAGGCUGCUCUUGGGCUUGCGAUCUAUGUACUUGGAUAUGGCACAGGCCCAUUAUUCUUCAGUCCCUUGAGCGAGAUCCCCCGCAUCGGGCGAAACAUUCCCUACGUUAUAUCCUUUGCAUUGUUUUGCAUUAUCAGCAUACCUACUGCAAUUGCGCCCACCGCAAUUGGCUUCUACUUCCUGCGUUUCCUACAAGGCUUUUUUGGAAGUCCCUGUCUCGCAACAGGUGGCGCCUCAAUUGCGGACAUGUAUUCUUCUGAUAUCCUACCACACGCCAUGUCGACAUGGGGAUUCUGCGUCUUUUGCGCCCCCGCGAUCGGUACCUUGGUUUCCGGAUUUGCAAUCCCGGUUCUGGGCUGGAGAUUUUCAAUGUGGGAGAUUUUAAUGGCCGCCGUCCCUGUCCUUAUUUGCCUGUUUUUGCUGCCGGAAACGAGCGAAGCCAACAUUCUGCACCGACGUGCUCGACGUCUUGAAAAGAUCGAUAAAACAAACACGAUGACUCGGACCUACCAGACCGCUGCGGAUGUUAUUCAAGGAGAAAUAUCAUUCCACGAGGUUCUUCGAGAGUCGCUGCUAAUUCCCUCGAAAAUCACCUUCCUUGACCCGGCAAUGAUGUUUCUGAAUUGCUACACGUCUCUCGUUUACGGCAUUUACUAUUCCUUCUUCGAGGCUUUUCCGAUUGUCUACCAAGGGAUAUACGGCUUCAACCUCGGGGAAAUGGGCCUGGCAUUUCUCGCUAUCGUCGUGGGAACGAUUCUAUCAUUCGUGGUAUACAACAUCUACAUCUACCGUGUUUUCGCGCCAAAGACAAGAAACGGCGGCCUUGAGAAGCCGGAAGAUGUUCUUGUCCCGGCACUGUUUGCCUGCUUUGGUCCCUCGAUUGGUUUAUUUCUCUUUGGUUGGGCUGCGAGACCGGAAAUUCACUGGAUCGUACCAACUAUUGGAAUCGUCAUUUAUCCCGCGUGUGUUUUCGUUCUGAUGCAAUGCAUCUUCCUCUAUAUUCCGGCUUGCUAUCCGCAAUAUGCUGCGAGUGUUUUUGCCGCCACUGAUUUCACCCGCAGUGCGUUCGCAUGUGGUGCCGUUAUCUUCUCGCGCCCUCUUUAUGUUAAUCUGGGAAUUGGUCCGGGGUGCAGUUUACUUGCUGGGCUGACCAUUGGGUGUGUGGUUGGAAUUUACGUGCUGUAUCAUUACGGCGAAGCAUUGCGGCUGAGAUCGAAGUUCGUUUCAAAAUGGUGA
This is a messenger RNA of Penicillium manginii, 1560 nucleotides long. Its product is annotated as MFS transporter. The transcript has 2 exons. Gene Ontology annotation, molecular function: fluconazole transmembrane transporter activity. Bases 1 to 1560 code for a protein of 519 amino acids. Lineage: Eukaryota; Fungi; Ascomycota; Eurotiomycetes; Eurotiales; Aspergillaceae. Gene Ontology annotation, biological process: xenobiotic detoxification by transmembrane export across the plasma membrane. The record is from RefSeq and is a predicted model, not a curated record.